ACUUGUAUUGUAAAAAAUGUUAUAGAACGCCUUUGUAUAAAUUCCAAUGGCCUAUCAAUUAAUGAGUUCACUGUCUAUCGCCAUAUAACAAAAAAAAUGGCGUUUACACUCACUCCCUUGGACUAUACCCAAGAUCGCAGCCCAAAAUGUUGA
Messenger RNA from Cokeromyces recurvatus, 153 nucleotides. RefSeq lists its product as uncharacterized. The record is from RefSeq and is a predicted model, not a curated record. The transcript has a single exon. NCBI's taxonomy places the organism in Eukaryota, Fungi, Mucoromycota, Mucoromycetes, Mucorales, Mucoraceae. The annotation marks the transcript as partial.